GGGGGCAGGAGGAGGAGGCGGCGGCGGUGCCGGAGCGGCCCCGUACCUGGAAGCAGCUCUGAGCCCCACUAAGUUGAGACCCAUGGCUACGGUGCUCAUGUGCCGAAGAUUGCCCAGGCUGAGCAGGGUGACAGCGAUUUCCGCCACGGCCAAGCGUGGGAGCAGCAAAAGCAAGAAGGAAAAGGGAGAUAAACCAGGAGCAGCCAAGACUGGGACUCACUCAGGGGCCACAAUCCAGCUGCUGAAGGCCCAGGACUACAGAGUGCUGUACAAUCCAGCUGCCUAUGCCAAAGGCAGGGCUGGCUCCCAGCAGCACGGGGAUAGGGACAGCAGCCAGGCCCUGGGUGACACGUUCACCAGCCCUGGCGCUGCACAGGCUCCACAGACAUUCCCCACUGCCUCUUCCCAAGCUUUGUCACCUGGCAGGAGUGCCCUGCCCAAGGCCAGCACGCUCCUGGAGCAGAGCAGGCUGUACAAGGAGGAAGCAGAGGAGGAGAAGCGGGAAAUGCACGACUCCAAGGAGGACCCGCGCACGUUCCAGAAGGGCAGGCCCGAGUACAGAGCUCUCACCUGUGACAGCGCUGAGCCAGCACAGCCCCUCCCUGCAGAGGAAGGGGACAGGAUUUUACAGAGUGUGGCAGGCUGUGAGGGCAGCCCUGGGGUUCUCAGGGAUUAUUUCCUCCAGCUGAGCCGUGUGCCGGCGGAGCGCCGCGCGGCGCUGGGCUCGGAUGCCAGGUUCAGUGCCCUGUGUCACCGAGCUGUCACGGCCAUCAGGCUGUUCAGCACCCCAGAUCUCAUCCUCAUUUUAAAGGCUUGUGUCCCCUUGGCCGUGCCAGCCUCCCACCCCCUGCUCAACGCGUGCGAGGCCGAGUUCUGCCGGCGGGCGUGGGACAUGGGCCUGGAGCAGCUGCUGCUGGUGGCGGAUUGCUGGCGCUGCCUGGACCGCAGCGUGCCCUCCUACCUGGGCAUCCUGUUCAGCUAUGCCAACCUGCGCUGGAAGGACCUCACCCUGCCCCAGUUUGUGCAGCUCCUCUACAUCAUCGGCGAAGGCCGGAGGUCGCCCGCGGACUUGGCGCAGAAGGUGGAGAGCACCAUCCUGAAGCACUUGGACGCCUUCACCUUGGAGGAGCUGGGUGCCAUCUGCUUGGGGCUCUUCAAAUCCCUCAGUGGGAUUUCUGAGCACGUCAUGAGGAGGAUUGCAGACAGGGUGGCCCUGCAGAUGGAGGACAUGAGCACCUACGCCUUGGUGAACGUGCUCAAGAUGCUGCGCUACACGCGCAUGGACCACCUGCCCCUGAUGAGGGAGCUGGGCAGGGUGAUUCCUGCUCGGAUCCCUGCCACAAACAUCCAGGGCAUCAUGCACAUCACUCUCACCUACUCAUCCCUGCACUUCUUUGAUGAGGAUGUUUUGGCUGCUGUUGCCACCUCGUUGCCUUCCAAGGUGUCCUACUGCCGGAGCAAGGACGCUGCCAAAUUCCUGUGGUCGUUUGGGUGCCUGGACUACGAACCUCCCAACGAGGAGGAGUUUUACUCCAGCCUGAUAAAGCAAUUGCAUGCAAAACUCCAUGAGUUUAGCAAGUUUCCAGAGCAUCUCCUUACUGCUCUGCUUGGCUUAGCUUUUGUCAAACGCUUCCCAGAGGAGCUGAUAGACUUUGCUUUGAGGGAGGAGUUUGUCCAGAAAACCAGAGGUAGCAAAUAUGAGCUCAACAAGGACCUGUUCACCCUUGGUAAGAGCGUUGAAAUCGAGUGCCCCACCUACCAAGGCAGCCACCUCACACCUCAGCUGUGUCAGGAGUUCGCUGAGAUGGUCUCAAGCUUUGCAGAGAGGGAAAUCUACGUCAGGCCUGAAAUUGUGGAAGCCACGUCCCUCCUGGAGAGCAUGUUGGGAGGCCCUGAGUAUGUGAAGAACCACAUGAUCCUGCCCCACACCAGGUCCAGCGACCUGGAGGUGCGCUUGUCCACGGAUGGACGUCCCAUCCCUUUCAACUUCAAGGAUCCUGUGGCAACCAAGAAGCUGAGAGACAUGGGAGUUAAUCUUACAGAUGAUUUAAUGUCUCAGCUCAUACAGGGGAGAGCUCAUAACCGGAGUCCCACAGAGGUGGGGAAUGAAUCCAGGAUUCCCAGCCAGGAGAGAGGGAACACAACAGUCACAACAUAUAUGGGUGGAGCUCUUCCUGCAGGUGCCACAUCCCAGGCUGAGCCUAAGGCAGGGCUCUGGCAGCCUGGGGAGGUGAGGCUGGCACUGCAGGUGUCCAACAGGAACCACUUCUGCUACGGCUCCAGGCGGCUGCUGGGGCUGCACUGCCUGAAGCGGCGGCAGCUGCAGCUGCUGGGCUACGCCGUGGUGGAGCUGCCCUUCUGGGAGUGGUUCCCCCUGCUCAGGCGCACGCGCUCCGAGAAGCUCAGCUACCUCCACUACAAAGUCUUCAGCCCAGCCCUGCUCACCAGGGCUGCCUAGUGGGGAAAAGAGUCUUCCCAGUGCUUCAUUCCUGGGUACUGGAUAAAAUGGUCUCAGUUGCUCUGUGAGGCCGUUUCUGCUCUGGUGGUAUCUGUGCUUCCCAUACUCUCCCAUGCUCAGCUACCUCCACUACAAAGUCUUCAGCCCAGCACUGCUCACCAGGGCUGCCUAGUGAGGAAAAGUCUCCCAGUGCAUCAUUCCUGGAUGCUGGAUAAAAUCAUCUCUGGGUGGUAGCUCCGUUGUGUUCUGUGUGGCCAUUUCUGCUCUGUACUUCCCGUGCUGUCCUUUUGUACCUGGAUCCUCAAAUGCUUCCACCACAAAUUAAAGCUCCUAAUGAUUCAUUUUGCUCUGUGGCUGCUUCUUUCACCGCCCUAAAUGAGAGUGGUUGGAUUUGGGGCUGGGAUAUUUAGUCAUGAGGCUGAGCUGG
Melospiza georgiana is the source of this 2885-nucleotide messenger RNA. It is a transcript of the gene FASTKD5, whose product is annotated as FAST kinase domains 5. Gene Ontology annotation, molecular function: RNA binding. The record is from RefSeq and is a predicted model, not a curated record. NCBI's taxonomy places the organism in Eukaryota, Metazoa, Chordata, Aves, Passeriformes, Passerellidae. The transcript has 2 exons. Gene Ontology annotation, cellular component: mitochondrial matrix; ribonucleoprotein granule. The coding region runs from base 83 to 2458 and encodes 791 amino acids. Gene Ontology annotation, biological process: mitochondrial RNA processing; regulation of mitochondrial mRNA stability.